UCUUUUUUUUUUUUUCUGUGGCAACACUGGCGUUGACAGCUGAUUUAAGAUUGUCCUUGUUUUUAAUUUGUUUAAUUAUUAAAAUAUAUUAAUUUUAAAUACAAUAUUGCCUAAAACCAUCUCAUCACUGAAUUAUUAAAUGUAAUUUAUAAAGUUUUCAAAGUUUGCUUGCUUUCAAAGUGAAAAUUGUGAAGUUAAUAAAUGUAAGGUUACCGGCAUUAAGGAUUUCGCUGCAUUGUCAUCUCGAUAUCAGGUAAAAUACAGUAUUAUUUCAACGUAAUUAGCUAUUUUGCCUUUUUAUUUUCGUGUUUACAUUGAUUUCAUGUAGUGCAACAAACAUUCGCGGUCAAAAUAACAAUAAAAAUUACCCUUUUUGUAGUUGGUGGCACAACUUCUUUGUCUAAGCAAACUUUUACUUAACUUAUCUAGUAACUUCCUUACCUUAAUUUACAUAAUAAUUUCAGCUUCCAUUAUAACUUUCUAAUUCUAUCUCUUACCUUUAAACUUCCAAAAUGAUUCUCACUCGCAAAGCCCAUGCUCGCCAAGAGGAGUCUAAACUCAGCCUGGCUUUGAGCGAAUUGAAGGCAUCAAAGGAGUUGUGUGAUCAAUUGUUGGGGGAAAGGGAUGACAAUGAGAGGGAAUUCUUGCUUAUUUUGGACCAAAACAAGAAGCUGAAACGUGAAAUGGCUCUGUUAAACAUUCAACACACAGAAGCCAUUGAGGCCCGGGAUAGGCUCCAAUUCGUUGUGGACGAAUUCAAGCAGUGUAGCGAGGAGUAUGAAACCACUUUAAAUGACAAAACGCUACUAAAACAACAGCUACAUGAGGCCAACAGUCAAAUUUCUGAACUAGAAAUAUUAAACUUAAACAUCACGGCCGGCUUGAAUAAUAGUUUAUUCAGUGAAUUGGUGUCAGCCCAAGCUUCUCAACUACAAUAUAGUGAUGUAAAUUUAGAUUUAAAUCCAUUAACUUCAAAUCAGACUACAGAUAAUGAUGCAUGUCACCCAGUGAAAUUUGUUAGUUCUAGUCAUAAGAAGCUUAAGAAAUACAUAAGAAUCAGUAAAUUUAUAACUAAAACAAACAGAUUAGUAAAGAGACAAAAGUUCUUCAUAAAAAAUGUAAAAUUAAAUAGAGAACGUUUCCAGCUUCUGAAACAACUUAGUUUAUACUCAUCAAAAUUAAAUCAAAGUGCUAGGAAAUAUGAAACUGAUACCCAGAGCCUGCAGUCAGAACUAGAACAAUUAACAUCAAAGUUAGAAAUAAUGUCUAAUAAAUAUAGUGCUUCAGAAAGGCAGAUGAGGGAAUACAUGUUGGCAAUGAAUGAGUUGGUAAGCUCGCAGGAGAAACAGUGUGAGAAGUGCACUCCUGAUGCUAUACUGCCUGCUCUUUCUGUGCCAGCAUGUGAGACCACCUUACCUCAUGGUAGAGGUUUACUGUUUAAUAAUUGUAAUCCUAGUAAUCAUAAUAUUGUCAUUUUCAGUGAUGAGAUUGGAAAGAACUUGGGUUCAAUGUUGACAAAUGAAUUACCUGGACAGUCUACAUUUAAUCACUGUAUGCCCGGCUGUAGUUUUGGUAAUAUUUUGGAUAAAAUUAAUAAAUAUAGAUUUAAUCCAGAUUCUACCCUCAUUAUAAUGUGUGGUAACAGAGGUAGUCUUAAUAAAAAAAGUUUAAUCAAUUUCCAUAAUUCACUUGCCAAACUGAAUUUUAAGGGAUAAACACGAGAUAGUGCUGUUUGCUGAUGAUACCUCACUAUUAUUCAAACUCAGACGACGACAAUUAGUUAUUGACAAUGUAAACAGUGCUCUCUCAGAAAUAGUUCACUGGUUUGGUGUUAAUAACUUAUUACUAAACGAAACUAAAACUAAAUGUAUUAAAUUCACAACACCAAA
Molecule: messenger RNA, 1889 nt
Organism: Spodoptera exigua (beet armyworm)
Lineage: Eukaryota; Metazoa; Arthropoda; Insecta; Lepidoptera; Noctuidae
Source: the annotation of a GenBank genome assembly